CUCCGCGGAGCAUUGUACUCACAUCCGGGGCUGGGUUUUGCUUUAAUGCGAAACGUAAUUAACCCGGAAAAAAGAGCCGAGAGACAGGAGAGAAGAAGGGGAUAAAGAGUAGGGGGAGAAGAGCGUGAGGCGCGACAGACACGGAGAGUUGGGCAGCGCGAUUAAGAAAUCCCCACCGCCGGAGAGGCGGUCCUACUCCGAUGUAACCCACCCUGACUAGCCCCGGCCCCUGCACGGCAGGCCGCGAAACUUCUGUGCCGGUUGUGGCGUUGGGGCACCGGCCCCGCAACGACUACCCGGGCUGCGGUUAGGAAAGGAGAGCAGAGAACGACCCAGGGUGAUGUGAGCAGAGCCCAGGAAUGCCUUAUGUGGAUCGGCAGAACCGAAUCUGUGGGUUUCUGGACAUCGAGGAGAAUGAGAACAGCGGCAAGUUCCUGCGGAGGUACUUUAUUCUGGACACCCAGGCCAACUGCCUUCUAUGGUACAUGGACAACCCCCAGAAUCUGGCAGUUGGCGCAGGGGCUGUUGGAUCUUUGCAGCUGACGUACAUCUCGAAGGUGAGCAUAGCUACCCCAAAGCAGAAACCAAAAACUUCAUUUUGCUUUGUCAUCAAUGCCCUGUCUCAGAGGUAUUUUCUUCAAGCCAAUGACCAGAAAGACCUGAAGGACUGGGUUGAAGCCCUGAACCAAGCCAGCAAGAUCACUGUACCCAAAGGUGGGAGCCUUCCCCUGGCUACUGAAGUUCUCAAAAGCCUAACAACUCCUGCAGCCCUAGACAAGAAGCCACAGGUGGCCUACAAGACCGAGAUCAUCGGAGGGGUGGUGGUACACACACCCAUCAGCCAGAAUGGCGGGGAUGGACAGGAAGGGAGUGAGCCAGGGUCCCAUGCCAUCCUUCGAAGGUCUCAGAGUUACAUCCCCACGUCAGGCUGCCGUGCUUCUACUGGGCCUCCCCUCAUUAAGAGUGGCUACUGUGUGAAGCAAGGGAAUGUGCGGAAGAGCUGGAAACGUCGCUUCUUUGCCCUGGAUGACUUCACCAUCUGCUACUUCAAGUGUGAGCAGGACCGAGAACCACUGCGCACUAUAUAUCUCAAAGAUGUUCUCAAGACCCAUGAGUGUCUGGUCAAAUCUGGUGAUCUCUUAAUGAGGGACAACCUGUUUGAAAUAAUAACAAGCUCCCGGACCUUCUACAUACAGGCGGAUAGUCCAGAAGACAUGCACAGCUGGAUUAAGGAGAUUGGGACAGCUGUCCAGGCCCUCAAGUGCCACCCCAGAGACAUAUCCUUUUCCAGAUCCAUUUCUUUGACUCGACCUGGAAGCUCCAGCUUCACAGGGGGGCCUAACUCUGUCUUCUGCAGAGGGCGGCCACCUGUGGAAGAGAAGAAAACCCUCUGCAAAGCCCCUUCUGUGGCCUCUGCUUGGCAACCCUGGACACCUGUCCCCCAGGCUGGGGAAAAGCUGCUUCCAGCUGAAGAGACUCCAGAGGACUCUUUGUUCAUGCCUCGACUUGGGGAGAGCAGUACUGCUGGGGUGUUGUCAGGCUCCCGAAUAAGGCACAGAUCAGAGCCCCAGCACCCCAAGGAGAAACCCUUUGUGUUCAACCUUGACGAUGAAAACAUACGGACCUCUGAUGUGUGAUGAAGCACAGUGCCAUGGGAGGAAGUGGGGGAGUGAGGGAGGACUUGAGAGAAAGAGGCUGUGGCUCAUUUUCUCUCCUUGUUGGAGGACAGUCAGAGCCCUUAAUGGCACUCAUAUUCCUGUGGAAGCUGUGUGGGAGGGGCCCAGCCAAGUGGCUUUUUUUUCCCUUUUUUUAUAUUAUCAAUGCAGUAUAUUUAAUUUGGGGGAAAUCACUAGGUUAGAUCUGUAGGCAUACUCAGUGAAGAGAGAGCGGCUUGCCUCUUGUUGAUCUAUUCCAAGGUCUUUUGUGUGAUGGGCUAUCUUUAGCAUCUCCGCUUCUGAAGAGGUUGGGAGUCAUUUCACCCUGACCAAAUUGUACUUCCUUGUCCUUGUUUUAGUUUUUUGUUGUUGUUGUUUUAUUUUCAAUCUGGGCACAGGCUCUUAGGCCAGUCACCUGGUUUUAGUCCAUACCUAUGUAUUGGUUCAAGUUUGUGAAGCAGGUAACUAACCCAGCUGAAAGGCUGAAAGGCUUCAGAGUAGGGGAAAACCCAGAUUCUGGCUUGACAGGGAGCCGUUCUGAGAGGUAGUGUUUAGAAUCUGGAGGGUGGCCUUUAGAAUAUGUCUGCAAGGGUGGGUCCCCUAGGAUACCUCCCAGGAGAAGAGAUGGGGAUCUUUUUGAGGCCUGAGGAAUAAGUCAACUCUACUACAUGAGCCAGUUUUGAAAAUUACUCUGUUCUCUUGAUGCUAUGACCCCAAAUGUUAUAGAUUGAGGAACAGACCCAUUAGAAUUGUUUCUUUAUCAGGCCCCAAGGACCGGUAUCAGUGUUAAAUACUAUGACUGUUGAGAACAGAAAAGACAUUUCCCUUGAUAAUGGUGUUACUUGGAAUGUGUGGGGUUGGUAAGCGUGUGAUAAUUCAUGUGUGUGAUAGAUCAAUCUCUAUCUCAGAGUUUUAGAUAGGUUAAAAGCAGGUGCUGAGAAGAGAUGGAUCAUCCUGCUAAGUUUUUUGAUCCAUGUUUUCUGGAUAGGAGAAAAGUUUUAUUCUGGCAAAGACAUAUUGCCUUGAAUCCUUGCCUCACAGCUCUUUUUGAUGGGCCAAUAUUUGUCUAAUUUUAAGUGCAGUUUAUUAUAUACCUUGGCAGAUUUGCUUUCUUUUUGUCCUUUCUGUUGCCCUUUGGAUGGAGUUGUGUGUGCUUGCAUGAUCAGACCCUGUAAUCUGAUGAGGUUCCAUGUGGAAAAAUACAAAGAUAAUCUUGAGAUUAUAUUUUAGUGGAAUAAAAAUGGGGCAUAAAAGCAUUGAUUUAGAGGUUACAAAUUACUGACUAGAGAUUUCCCAGGAGUUGCCCAAACAAAUUUGAGGGCAUAUUUUCUUUCACUGGACAAGAUACUAUUUCUAGUGUCCUUGGGCACAUUUACCUAUCCAAUUUUUUUAGUGCAUUGCUAUCAGAAACUUAGGAGGGUUUCAUAAAGGGAUAGAGAACUUGGCUUAUUUCUAUCAGUAGCUUUCAUCAGCUAGAUCAGUUAAUUAUACUUUAAUUAAAAAUAGUGACUAGAGGAAGAGACUAAGAGGAAGAAUAAAUCCCGGUUCCUUCUUGUGUCCAUAUCUAAUGCAGAAGCAAAAACACCUGAAGAAGAAAUUUUUAGUGGCUUUGAAAAGAAUCAUGUUCUUCCAGGUAGUGCUGUUUUUCUGAAAUGUGUUUCACAUUGAGAACUCUUUCUGAUUUCACUGUGUUGGAGCUGUCCUUCACUUAAGUGUAGUCUUGUGGUCUUAAUCUAAAAAGAGAAAUCUACUGGAUCUUUCUCUUUUCUUCCCAUCUUCUUUUAAAAAUAAACUCUUGUGUACUUUUUUUCUCAGAAAUUCUUGGUUUGGGAAUUAUUUAUUUAUGAGUGAUCAACCUACUUCGAAUAGCCUGAUUUUAAGAAGCCAUUCCAGAUUUUUAAAGUUCCUUGUCUCUGGUUUCACCUUCAUAUUUUUCUCAAGAAAAUUAUUUGGCUAAUAAAUACAAGUGCACAGAAUGUGAUGUGGAACUAAUGAAAAUAAAUUAAUGUUUUAAGUCUCUUUAAACAUUCCCUGACUCAUGGAAAUGAUGUCAUCUCUUGGUGUUUGAAUUGUGAAAAUAUACCCAUUUUCUUUUUGUAAAUCUCUGCUAGGUUACUACUGCUUAAGGAAUUGACCAUUAUAGUAAGCUGAUAGGAUUCUCAUUUAGUAAAGUCUGUUUUGAAAGGGUGUUAAAUAUAAUCCAGCUAGUAUUAUCUUAAUAAAGGGAAAACAAGGACUCUUAUUGGUAUAUACUUAGGAAUACUUGGGAAUUCCAAGUUAGAACAUCAUUAACAUAGUAACAAUAUCAGAAAAAUAAAAAUAUCUUCCAUAAAGCCUAAAAGCAUUGCAUUCCCAAAUCUUAUUUCAAAAUUCCAUCUUUGUCCAUAUUUCUUACCUUCUGGCCAGUUUCACACCAGAGCCUUUUAAUAUGAGCCAAAGAUAGUGCAUAUAUGACCAUAGCAUUUAAUUUUAAAUGUAUGAAAUUGAAUCAAAUAGAAAAAAUGGGUUGGGGAUGCCAUAUGGGUUAGUGGUUAAGUGCUUAAGCUCUGGAAUAAAUCUAGAUCUAAAAAAAGGAACUAAAAAAGGUACAACUUUUUCUUUGGGGAAUGAAACCUGAUCUGAAUUGGCUCACUCUUUCUUUUUUUAAUAUUAUGUUUUAGUUAUGGUUGGACACAAUACCUUUAUUUUAUUUUUAUGUGGUGCUGAGGAUCAAACCCAGCACCCUGCACAUGCGAGGCCAGUACUCUACUGCUGAGCCACAACCCCAGCCCCUGAAUUGGCUCUUUCCAUGAGGCUUUUGAAGUUGUCCUGACCCACAUAUGUGUAACAGUAUUUCAGGUGGUCUUCUCUAUAGCUGAACUGCUUACCAUCCAUUAUUCUUGAAAACUUUGAUGGACUCCCUUACUCAAGGUGAGAUGAUAGUUGGUAAAAAUAGUUUCCCUUUUGCUUUCUGUGAGACAUUGUAGGGGCACAGAGUUGUACACCUUGGAGAAUGACCUCAGGUCAAAAUAGUGAAGUUAUACUUCUACUUCAGAGCAGAAUGCUGAGCUCCUAUGAGAAAGAGUAGAUUUAAGGUCUAGAGUCUUAGUUUACUGGAAGAAAAAGUUGGGUUUUUUUUCUCUCUGAAUGUAAAUGUGCUCUGAUAUGUAUUAAAAUGACCCCAUAAAUAAAUAGCAGAUUCAGUAGGUAAGCAGGGGGGUAUGAUGAGUUUGUUUUCAGUGUUAACCAGAUAAACAGGUAUAUGGACACAUUAAUAGCAUUUUGGAAAUUUAAUUUCUCAAGUCAGCUUUCUUUAUUAACUUUAAACAUGUCAGAAAUGAGCAGGUUUAUUAAAUAUUUUCUACCAACAUCCUUUUUUCCUCUUGGUCCUUUUUUUCCUGUGUUAUUGCCUGCAGCAAUUACAGUCACAGCGAUAGGUAGAGUUUGAAUGAAGCAACUGUUUGGCAAAAACAUAUUAUGUGACCCCUUCCCCCUCUGCUUAUGAAGAUGUGGCAUGAUGUUGUGUUAUGUUGAACCAAACUGUUUCAGCUGUGAAAUGCACUCACUGCAAGCACUGAGCUGAGUGCAUGGAAACUGUUAUGCUUCUCAUUUUAUGUGAUCUCCUAAUUGGUAUGUAGCAAAAAUAAUUUUCUAAAACUGUUUUGUUGCUUGUUUUGUAAUAAAACCAUGUGAAAUACUGUAA
This is a messenger RNA of Marmota monax (woodchuck), 5337 nucleotides long. RefSeq names its product pleckstrin homology domain containing A2 (gene Plekha2). Gene Ontology annotation, molecular function: PDZ domain binding. Gene Ontology annotation, cellular component: cytoplasm; membrane. The coding region runs from base 360 to 1637 and encodes 425 amino acids. The record is from RefSeq and is a predicted model, not a curated record. The transcript is spliced from 13 exons. Lineage: Eukaryota; Metazoa; Chordata; Mammalia; Rodentia; Sciuridae.